This is a messenger RNA of Nycticebus coucang (slow loris), 2070 nucleotides long. RefSeq names its product nipsnap homolog 2 (gene NIPSNAP2). NCBI's taxonomy places the organism in Eukaryota, Metazoa, Chordata, Mammalia, Primates, Lorisidae. The transcript is spliced from 10 exons. Bases 115 to 975 code for a protein of 286 amino acids. Gene Ontology annotation, cellular component: mitochondrion. The record is from RefSeq and is a predicted model, not a curated record.
AGCGACCGCGCGCCCGCCCCGCCCUAGCCUUGUCGGGGCCCGGCCGGGGGAGGGGUCGCGGCGGCGGCGUCAGUGGCGGCGCCCGGGCGGUGGGAGCCCAGGCGCCGGAGCAAGAUGGCGGCGCGAGUGCUGGGGGCCCACGGAGCGGCCUGGGCCGGGGGCCUCCUGCGGCAGACCACCCCCUGCAGCCUCCUGCCCGGGUUCCGGAGAGUGACAUCUUCCAAUAACAGACCUCGAGAAGACAGCUGGUUAAAGUCCUUAUUUGUCCGGAAAGUUGAUCCAAGAAAAGAUGCCCAUUCUAAUCUCCUAGCCAAAAAGGAAACAAGCAGUCUAUACAAAUUGCAGUUUCACAAUGUUAAACCGGAAUGCCUAGAAGCAUACAACAAAAUUUGUCAAGAGGUGUUGCCAAAGAUUCAUGAAGAUAAACAUUACCCUUGUACUUUGGUGGGGACUUGGAACACGUGGUAUGGCGAGCAGGACCAAGCUGUCCACCUGUGGAGGUAUGAAGGAGGCUAUCCCGCCCUCACAGAAGUCAUGAAUAAACUCAGAGGAAAUCAGGAAUUUGUGGAAUUCCGUAAGGCAAGAAGCAACAUGCUUCUCUCUAGGAAGAAUCAGCUGCUGUUGGAGUUCAGUUUCUGGAAUGAGCCUGUCCCACGGUCAGGGCCUCAUAUAUAUGAACUCAGGUCCUAUCAACUCCGACCAGGAACCAUGAUUGAAUGGGGCAAUUACUGGGCUCGUGCAAUUCGCUUCAGACAGGACAGUAAUGAAGCGGUUGGAGGAUUCUUCUCUCAGAUUGGGCAGCUCUAUAUGGUGCAUCAUCUUUGGGCUUACAAGGAUCUUCAGACCAGGGAAGAUAUACGGAAUGCAGCAUGGCAUAAACAUGGCUGGGAAGAACUGGUGUAUUACACAGUCCCACUUAUUCAGGAAAUGGAAUCCAGGAUCAUGAUCCCACUGAAGACCUCACCCCUCCAGUAAAGCUAUAGAAUCUCUAUGUGCCUACAUACAUUUAUGUGACAAGUAUUUGUCAUAAAUUAAUUUUAAUUGUAUAUCAAGUGAAAAAGAAAGACUGAGGUGUAAACUGCUGUACAUAGCUUAUGAGAGACCUCUUUUCUUUAAAAUUUACAUGAUCAUAAGAAAGGAACGAUUACGGUUUGACCGAUUGUAACAGUGCUCUGUAGUCCUCUUUGAAACAUCUCUGUUUGUUGAAUGUACCUUAUAAUACUCAGCUACUCUUCCCCCUCCUCCAGAAGAGAUCCAGAUUAAAAUCUGAAUCACUUCUAGAUAAGAUUCCAACCAUGAAGAAAAAUUAGCUAUUUCUUUAUAAAAAAGCAAAAUCUGUUUUAUAAUUACAGGUUUUUAGACAAAUUUCUUGUAUCAGGAAGGAAUACAAAUUUUGUUACGUUUCUCUAGCAGUUUUCUGAGUUUCAAACUAAGAACAAAUUAUGAGUGUACCUAAUACCUGAAAAUGUUUUAAUUCACUCUCAUUUUUAAUCAGUCCCAGCCUAGUAAACAGUGUGUCAUUACCAAGCUGAUAGUGGUGGGCAAACUACAUUUAAUCAGUCUUCACAUGGUGUAUUGUUACGUCUCUAUGUGAGAGAGAAAAAAUGGCUUGAACCUAUGUAUCAUAUUUGAUUUUGAAAUGAACACCUUGAAUAGCACUAAUUUUUAUUUGUAAUAUUUUUCUAUAACAAAACAAGUAGCACUAGAAAAAGAGGUUUUAUUUUAUAAACAAUCAUUUGUGACCUCAGACAUUCUCUGGUGAAUAUUUUAGUAAGCUCACAGCAGAUUCUUUCAGGGUCAUGUAUGAAGGGUGGUGCAUGUUGAGAUUUAAAUUGGCAUUAAGCUGCAUACUUUGUCUAGCUCUGUUUGACUUAGUUUUUUAAUAUAGUGUGCCAAUUUUGUGACUGUAAUCAUGUGAAAGUCUUGUUGAAAUGAAAAAUUAUGUCUGCUCUACAAAUUUAUGUGUAAAAUAAAGUGUGAAUAAAUCUUCUAUCAACUGUCAGGCUUUUACAUGUGAAUGGUUUUCUCCAAAAGCAUAUAAAAGUCAAUAAAAUCCUCUUAAUUUUCACA